UCAAAAUUCUUUCUCAAAGUCAACAUGGCUUCCACAAGGCUUUUCAAGUCAAGCUUUCAACGUUCUGCAAAACUCUUUCCUGCGAUUAUAAGCCCACUAAGGAGCACUACAGCUGUGAUUCCAACAAGAAAGAUCUCUAGCAAAGGCUAUGAUCACCCAUUUCCAUCUGUAAAAGGAAGGAAUUUUUUAACUCUCAAAGAUUUUUCAAGUGAUGAGAUUCGGUAUUUUCUUUGGGUUGCUGCUGACUUGAAGUCAAGGUUCAAAGAAAGGUCAUAUCUAGAAGAGGAUUUCAAACCAUUAGCUGGAAAGUCUGCAGCUUUGAUUUUCCAAAAGCGCAGCACAAGAACUAGGAUAUCAGCAGAAACAGCCCUGGCAUUGCUUGGAGCUCAUCCACUUUUUCUUACUGAUAAUGAUAUUCACCUUGGUGUGAAUGAGUGCAUAUAUGACACAGCAAAAGUUCUAUCAGGUUUUUGUGACCUCAUUCUGGCUAGAGUGUAUGGACAAGAUGACCUUGAUACAUUAGCAAGUGUCUCUAGUGUGCCAGUCAUAAGUGGCUUGUCUGACAUGUACCACCCUCUUCAGACACUAGCUGACUUACAGACAUUACAAGAAUACUUCGGCUCAGUGUACGAGCGUAAUGUAGCCUGGGUUGGUGACGGAAACAAUAUCUUGCACUCAAUCAUGAUGGGAUUUCCAAAAUUUGGAAUCAAUCUUCAGAUUGCAACGCCAAAGGGCUAUGAACCUGAUGCAACUGUUACAAAGACAGCACUAGAGUAUGCAGCUAAGUAUGGAUCCACUAUUGAGAUGACAAAUGACCCUCGCGAAGCCUGUAACAAUGCUGAUGUUGUGGUGACUGACACAUGGAUCAGCAUGGGUCAAGAAGAGGAAGCGGCUGAAAGAUUAAAAGCAUUUAAAGGUUAUCAAGUCAACAAGGAGUUGAUGGCCCUUGCAAAGGAGAAUGCCUGCUUUUUACACUGCCUCCCUCGGCACAAAGAAGAAGUGGAUGAAGAAGUGUUCUAUUCUGAUAAGUCACUUGUGUGGCAGGUGGCCGAAAAUCGCAAGUGGACUGUCAUGGCUGUGAUGUUGUCACUGCUUGAGGACCACACACCCGAUAUUCCAAUGCCUUCAUAUUAAUAUUCAACUAAAUAUAAGGAAAAACUAGUCAAACUAA
This is a messenger RNA of Actinia tenebrosa (Australian red waratah sea anemone), 1171 nucleotides long. Its product is annotated as ornithine transcarbamylase, mitochondrial. Gene Ontology annotation, cellular component: mitochondrion. The record is from RefSeq and is a predicted model, not a curated record. NCBI's taxonomy places the organism in Eukaryota, Metazoa, Cnidaria, Anthozoa, Actiniaria, Actiniidae. Gene Ontology annotation, biological process: L-citrulline biosynthetic process. Gene Ontology annotation, molecular function: amino acid binding; ornithine carbamoyltransferase activity.